AACUUUUCUAUUCAAUUUUCCGAUGUGGGAUAGACUCUAACAUUUAUCCAGGCUGCGAGUUCCGUGACUGUUUCACCCCAAAAUAUGGGCAAGAAAGGGCCUAACUCGAGAGAAGGAAGUGGUGGUGUGACUUUUGGAUCAAGCACGAUCCGACAUGAUUGGAAUGCAAGGAAGCCGAGUCAUGUUAACCCCAAGUUGAUGGUGAAAGUGGAUCAUAUAAAAAACCUUGCAGUUUGGGCCAGCAACGUAGCAUCCAUACCCCCAUUGAGCACCUUUUUCGGCACGCGAUUAGCUGCUUACUCCGAGUCCUUGGGUUUGGCUCCCGACCCUUCUUUGGUCUCUUGUCAAAGGUGCGAAUCUGUUCUUCAACCCGGCUACAAUUGUACCAUCCGAGUCGAGAAGAGCAACAAAAAGGCCCAUCGCCACAAGAACAAAAAAUACAGAAGUAACCUGCAAAAUCACGUGGUCUACACAUGUCACUGUUGUUCACACCGCAACCUAAUAUCAGGAACGGCAACAGGCUACCUGAAAGAGAUAUGCCCACGAAAGGACAAGCCCUUAACCCACAAGUCCUCUGAAUCAAAGACUGCCAACAAACAACAACAACAACCCACUAAAGUCCCACAAGUGGGGUCUGGGGAGUGCGGAUGUACGGAGACCUUACCCCUACCUGAAGAGGCAAGAAAGUCAUCUCCCAAUCAAAGUAAUAGUAAUGAUAACGAGAUUGCACGAGGUGGGCCCGUUGAACCAAUAGAUGAUCCUUCGACUCCAUUGUCGAUGAGAGUGGACAUUAGCCUUUUGGACUCAAAGAGAAAGAGGAGGAGGAUGAAAUCUGGAGGAUUAGGGAAGGCCAUUGGAUCUGGGCAUGCUACUACUGUUACCAAUAAUACUAUUACAACUGCAAAAGAUGUUAUUGAUCAAAGUAACAAUGGCACCGCUAGGAAAAGGAGGCGAAAGUCUUGGACUAGUUUGAAGGAAAUUGCGGAGAGUAGUGGACGCGAUCAUAAGCUCUAUUUUUCUUUCUUUCUUUUCUUUCCUACCUCAGUUCUUCUAGGGCAUUCUUCUUCUUCUCCCUUCCAUUCUCCAUCCAAACCCUACCGCGCUCUCAUCUCCGUUCAUCGAUCGGUGAUUGAGAAAAUGCAACAUCAGAGGCUGAAGCAGCAGCAGGCCUUGAUGCAACAAGCCCUUCUUCAACAACAGCCUCUCUACCAUCCUGGCCUCAUAGCUGCUCCACCGAUUGAGCCCAUUCCAAGUGGAAAUCUGCCUCCUGGGUUUGAUCCAAGCACAUGUCGUAGUGUGUAUGUUGGGAAUAUUCACCCCCAGGUGACUGAACUACUUUUGCAGGAAGUUUUCUCAAACGCUGGUUUGGUUGAAAGUUGCAAGCUUAUAAGAAAGGAAAAUUCAUCCUAUGGGUUCGUUCAUUAUUAUGAUCGUAGAUUUGCUUCUUUGGCUAUACUAUCACUAAAUGGGAGGCAACUGUUUGGCCAACCUAUUAAAGUUAACUGGGCAUACACCAGUACUCAGAGAGAAGAUACUUCAAGUCAUUACAAUAUAUUUGUGGGUGACCUUAGCCAUGAAGUUACUGAUGCCAUGUUAUUUGCUUGCUUCUCUGUUUACCCAAGCUGUUCUGAUGCAAGGGUCAUGUGGGACCAGAAGACUGGACGGUCUAGGGGUUUUGGAUUUGUCUCUUUCAGAAACCAACAGGAUGCCCAAAGUGCCAUCAAUGAUGUAACAGGGAAAUGGCUUGGCAGUAGACAGAUUCGUUGUAACUGGGCUACAAAAGGUGCUAAUUCCAAUGAUGAUAUACAGAGCUCCGAUGCAAGAAGUGUUGUAGAGCUAACAAAUGGCUCAUCAGAUGACGGUAAAGAAGCACAAAACAGUGAAGCUCCUGAGAAUAACCCACAAUACACAACUGUGUAUGUGGGAAAUCUUGCUCCUGAGGUAACACAGCUUGACCUCCAUCGGCACUUCCAUGCCCUGGGUGCAGGGUCAAUUGAGGAAGUUCGUGUCCAACGUGAUAAGGGAUUUGGUUUUGUGAGAUACAGCACCCAUGAAGAGGCUGCGCUGGCUAUUCAGAUUGGAAAUUCUCCAUCACUUCUUAGUGGAAAACAAAUUAAGUGCUCGUGGGGAAACAAACCAACACCGCCAGGAACAGUGUCGAACCCACUGCCGCCGCCAGAACCCUUGCAGGCCAUGUCAGCAGCUGAUGUCAUGAUGUACGGGCGGAUGAGCAAGAUGGCGGGAGGGGUACAUGGCGGACUAAGUCAACACCCAUUGAAUCAGUUUGGGUCAAUGGGCAUUGGAGGAGUUGCAGGAGCAAGCCAGGCCAUAUUAGACGGCGGCUUCCAGAGUGUCGCAGCUGCACAGCAGCUCAUGUACUACCAGUGAAGAUCUGAGAAGAGAUAUGACUGCCUAUUACUGUAGGGAUAUUGCCAUCCCCUCCCUCCCCCCUCCUAUCUCUUGAAUUUGAGUCUCAUUACUAUUAUUUUUUUUUUCACUUCUUCUGUUGAAACGUAUUAGUAGUAAAUAUCCCUGAUUAUCAACUCAUUUCCUCACUGAAAACUGUUGCUGAUUAUUUCCCUCUAAAAGUUGUGGUGUGAUGUUUUUUUUUGGGUGCUGCGAAGUAUUAUUUGUCUAUACAUUUUUUUAAAACCUGAAUGAAGGUAUAUGGUGAAA
This is a messenger RNA of Cuscuta campestris, 2676 nucleotides long. The record is from the annotation of a GenBank genome assembly. NCBI's taxonomy places the organism in Eukaryota, Viridiplantae, Streptophyta, Magnoliopsida, Solanales, Convolvulaceae.